AUGCCGCCUCGUCUGCCGCUGCGGUUGCCGCAGCUCAGAUCCUCGCCAUUGGACACUCUCGCUUCAAUUGCAACCAUUCCCUCGUUUCUCCUCCCUUUCCUCCACGUCCAGUCCCGAAGUGCAUCCAUCCUAAGCUCGCUCUCCGACACACCAGGCGCUUACAACAAACGGAUCCGUCGCGGCCGAGGUCCAGCUUCAGGCAAGGGAGGGAAGUCAGGUCGCGGCUCUGACGGGCAGAAGCAACACGGCAAAGUUCCCGCGGGAUUCAAUGGAGGCCAAACACCCGAACAUAUCGUACAUGGGAAAUAUGGAUUUACAAAUUUACAUGCGACAGAAAUGUCACCCAUUAACCUGAACCGGAUACAAUCGUGGAUCGACCAGAAACGACUGGACCCGUCCCAGCCCAUUACACUACUAGAACUUGUCCGCUCGCGCGCCCUGCAUGGCAUUAAAGACGGCGUGAAACUGCUGGGCGACGGAGCGGCAGAGCUGAAGACACCCAUCCAUGUCGUUGUGUCGAAAGCUUCGCAGUCGGCCAUUGCAGCCGUCGAGGCUCUCGGCGGAACAGUCACGACGCGAUUCUACACGCCGCAGGCGAUCCGACGGAUUCGCUUGCGACAGAUGCACCCGUUCAUAUCCCUGCGCUGGGAUCCACAGGCUCUCAACAAGCCAGCUCUUGCAGCGGUGGGCGGCCAGACGCUAGAAGAACGCGUCUCGGGCGUAGGAUACGAAUACCGCUUGCCGGAUCCGACGUCGCGAAAGGACCUCGAGUACUACCGGGACGAGAAGAACCGGGGAUACCUCAGCCACACUGUGAAAGAGGGCGAGGGACCCAGUCUGUACUUCAAGCCGCCCAUCAGCGAGGAGGAGCUGAAGGUGUUGAAGAAGAAGAGCGCCUCGGGCAAGGCCGGCCAGGCGGCGAAGGCCAGGGAGGAGAACAAACUGUGGUAG
Molecule: messenger RNA, 951 nt
Organism: Capronia epimyces CBS 606.96
Lineage: Eukaryota; Fungi; Ascomycota; Eurotiomycetes; Chaetothyriales; Herpotrichiellaceae
Product: large subunit ribosomal protein L15
Exons: 2
Coding region: 1-951 (316 amino acids)
Biological process (GO): translation
Cellular component (GO): ribosome; mitochondrial large ribosomal subunit
Molecular function (GO): structural constituent of ribosome
Source: RefSeq, a predicted model, not a curated record